Molecule: messenger RNA, 4272 nt
Organism: Olea europaea var. sylvestris
Lineage: Eukaryota; Viridiplantae; Streptophyta; Magnoliopsida; Lamiales; Oleaceae
Product: probable ubiquitin-conjugating enzyme E2 24
Exons: 9
Coding region: 1342-4083 (913 amino acids)
Source: RefSeq, a predicted model, not a curated record
UGUGUCAACGUCCUCGGAAAGAAUGAAAAACAGAAAAAUACAGGAGAGAUUCUAUGGUAUAUCCCUGUGGAUACAGAACAUAGAACCAUUUAUAUACCAUUCGCUAACCUCCUAACAGCACACGACACACUGAAAAUUAAGUUGACAGUAACAAAAUAGAAACAAGAGAGCUGUGCGUCUUAGUUUUUUUUUUUUUGGUAUCAAACAAACAAAAGAAGAGAAAAAGAACCCCUUUGCGAUGUUUGAGAACUUUGAAAAUAGAUGGAAGGGUUGGAUAUGGAGAGCUUCGUGUUGGCCUCUCUGAGUUUCCAUAAUCUUUCCUUUCCUUGCUUCCAGUGAUCAUCAAUUUCAGUAUUUUUUUUUUUUUUUUUUUUGUCCCUUUUCUAGGAUAUAACCCAAGAAAUUGCAGGAAACUUUGAGGAAAAAGGUGAGUGCGGUGUUUUCUUUUUUUCAUAUUCCGGGGCUUGAUUCAGUUGAUCAGCAGAUUAUGGAGAUGGAGGUUAUCAACUGUGUGUAUGCAGGUUCCACGGACAUUUAAAACUGGCAACAACAAUUUUCUGACUUAGGAAGAGUGGUGAUCUAUAACAAAGCUUCAUUGAACUCUAGCUGCGGGACAUAAUAAUCAGAUUCAGUGUUGUUUCCGGUGGCUCGGCUAUACUCAUUCUCAGUUGAAGCUCUUUCUCUGUAGCAAGUCUCCUUCCUUUGGCAUUGGGUGGAGCCGAGCUUAAAAGUCAGCUAUACUCGGGCACAUCUCCUUUGGCAAUACAUAUUUGAUUUCUGAAAUAAAGAAAAAUUUGCUUCAAGCCUUUAGCAAUAUAUGUCCAUGUAAUAUCGGUUCAGGGCAAAUCUUCUUUGGCAAAUUUGAAGUUCCUCCAGUUGGCCUUGCUAGCUGAGGAUGGUUCGACAAUUUUAAGGUCUUGACUUAUAAGAACAGUCAGGAAUACAGACUUUGAGGGCUUAGCUCCAGUUGGUGAUAUCUAACUUGGAAUUUCUACCAGGACCCUUUUUUUGGUCCAUUUUUGGGCAAAUCUCCUUUGGCAUUUUGGAGUCUUGAAUAAGACUCCGUUUAUCCCUUUAGUGGGCAAAUCUCCUUUGGCAUUUAAACUCCAUUUGUGGAGAUAAUAAGACUAUGAAAAUAUUUGGAACAUAAACAGAGAGACUUCACUGUUUGCCCUCGGAUUUUUAUUUUUUUUCCUCUUUUUGGCAAGGCUACUGAUUCCAGUUGCAACUAGAGUUGCAACUUUCUAGUUAUUGUGCAGUCUGAAUUACUCAGUCUCGACUAAAGCAUAACCCAAGCGAAGUAAAAUUAUAACUAAACAAGUACUAUCUAGUAUCAGCAUUAUGGAUUUGCUAGACAGUGAUUUCGACAGUCUCAGCGAGAGCGACAGUUCUGAGGAUCACGAUGACAUUGAGUCUCUGUAUGGUGGACAGGCCUGUACUAUUUUCUCUAGUCUUGAGGAAACCAUUGAAAAAAUUGAUGAUUUCCUCUUGUUUGAGAGGCCAUUCAUGCAUGGGGACAUAGUUUGCUUAGCAUCGGACCCAUUGGGCCAAAUGGGAAAGGUGAUCAAUGUCGGAUUAACAGUGGACUUGGAAAAUAUCUAUGGAAGAAAAAUACACAAUGUAAGUUCCAAAAAUCUUCAGAAAAUACGUUCCAUUUCAGUUGGAGAUUAUGUAGUUAAUGGGGCAUGGCUUGGGAAAGUAGAAAAGAUAGUUGAUAGUAUCACGGUCCUAUUUGAUGACGGUACAAAGAGUGAAUUAAUGACAAUUGGUCCAGAAAAGAUCAUUGUCAUUUCUCCUGAUGCACUUGAAGAUUCGCAAUACCCUUUCUACCCAGGACAGAAAGUUCAAGUUGAGCUCCCUUCUGUUUCCAAAUCAGUCAUUUGGUUAUGCCCUCCACGAAAUAACAAAAAAAAACAAGGCACUGUCUGCAAUGUCGAUGCUGGACUCGUAUAUGUUGACUGGCUCGGCUGUGCUGCCAUCAAUGGUGAGAAAUGGUCUGCUCCCCCAUGUUUACAGGAUUCAAAAAAUUUAACGUUGUUGUCCUGUUUUCCCCAUGCAAACUGGCAGCUUGGUGAUUGGUGUGUUCUACCAGUGGAGCAGAUUUUUACACAUGCAUUUUCCACCGGGCUGGUCAGAGGACAUGAGAUAUCAAAAAAUAUACCUCUGAGAAACAACCCCCGUCCUGAUUUUCAGGAAAUUUCUGUUAUUGUUCAGACAAGGACUAAAAUUGAUGUCCAGUGGCAGGAUGGCAGCCAAUCGGUGGGGCUAGAGUCACAUUCUCUGUUACCUGUGAAUAUUGUUGAUAUUCAUGAUUUUUGGACUGAUACAUUUGUUAUGGAAAAGGGAACAUGUGAUGAUUCAAAUGUUUCAUGUGCCCAAAGAUGGGGUGUUGUGAGAAGUGUGGACUCAAAAGAACGGACAGUGAAGGUAAAAUGGUGUAAUUCCUCUGCUUUUGGGGACAAAGAAAUAGAGGAGAUUGUGAGUGCUUAUGAAUUGGUUGAGCACCCGGAAUACUCAUACUCUCUGGGGGAUGCAGUAUUUAGAAUGCAAAGGAGUAUAAUUUUGGAUCUAGCAGAUGAAAACUGUUUCAAUAACCACACAAUCUCUAAAAUAUGUUUGUGUGAAGAGUCUCAUCUUAAGGUUAAUGAUAAUGGCGAAGAUCAGAAUAAUUACACGGAGAGCAACUUUUUAUCUCAUAUUGGUUUAGUAGUUGGCUUCAAAGAUGGGGCUAUUGAAGUGAAAUGGGCUACUGGUGCCACUAGCAAGGUCGCACCAUAUGAGAUAUAUCGGGUUGAUAAAUUUGACGACACAGCUGCCACUUCUAUGCUAAACGAUGAAAAUACUCAGCAAUCAAAUGGGGACAUUGCAGCACAAGGGAACCAACUUGUGGGCCAGAAAGGAAAGGAUGUGUUGGAUUUGAACUAUAACAAUUUAAAGGACUCUAGUUCAUAUUCCCUUUCUCAAGUCGCUAUUGGGGUUUUCACUAGUAUCACUUCAAGCCUAUUGGGGUCUUUGGGUUCAUCUGUUGUUUGUGGAUACAAACGUGCAUCAGGAGAUGGUCAAAAACUCGGUAUACCCAAUGAGGAGGAAGCUCUCGAACUUUGCAAUGUGCACACUGUUGAUGAACCACUGGUAGAUGAUGAUUCAGAGAUUUAUGGAAGAAUGACUUCAGAGCCAAGACCCAGAGAAGCUAAUGAGGAAAUCAUCUUGCCAUCUGGAAGCAAGCUUCCAGAACUUUUUAGGCAGUUUGAUAUGGUUCAUGGUGUCUCAGACCACCACUUUGUUGAUGGAUCUGGUAUGGGGGUCCUGCAAUCUCCUCAGAUGAAAAGAGGCUGGCUUAAGAAGGUUCACCAAGAAUGGAGCAUUUUGAAGAAAGAUAUUCCCGGAACGAUCUAUGUCCGCAUCUAUGAGGAUAGAAUGGAUCUGCUUCGAGCGGCAAUUGUAGGUGCACCUGGAACUCCAUAUCAUGAUGGACUGUUUCUCUUUGACAUAUGUCUACCCCCACAAUAUCCUAAUGAGCCACCUAUGGUGCACUAUAAUUCUGGAGGACUUCGCAUCAAUCCCAACUUAUACGAAUCGGGGAAGGUCUGUCUCAGUAUCCUCAAUACGUGGACAGGUUCCGGCACUGAAGUUUGGAAUCCGGGAUCCUCCACAAUUCUUCAAGUUCUCCUCUCCCUCCAGGCCCUUGUACUUAAUGAAAAGCCUUAUUUUAAUGAGGCUGGAUAUGAUUCACUGAUUGGCAAAGCUGAGGGUGAGAAGAACUCAAUUAGCUACAAUGAAAAUGCUUUUCUUGACAGCUGUAGAUCCAUGAUGUACCUUCUACGGAAACCACCAAAGCAUUUCGAGGAACUUGUGAAGGAGCACUUUAAGGGACGAUGCAAGAAUAUUCUAUUGGCUUGUAAUGCAUAUAUGGAAGGAGCUCCAAUAGGUUAUCCAUUCGGAGACAGUAAAACCAAACAGGAAUAUCAAAAUGGAAGCUCUACGGGGUUCAAGAUCAUGCUCAGGAAGCUCUUUCCUAAGCUGGUGGAAGCAUUUUCUGACAAUGGUGUUGAUUGUAGCCAAAUGUUGGACAAGCUUCAGUAACAUCUGCCAAUACGUAAGAACAACAUUUUCAUAUGUACAAUAUCAAACUAUUAGUUCUGUAUGGCUUGCAAUCAAUUCUGCGUGAAAGGAGACAUUUAGUGUUCAUUGUAAGAUAUUGAGUCACGUAAUUAUUUCUGUAUCAAUGAAAGAUAAUAAUAAAAUUUUGGUGAGGAAGUAAAUUCUUGAUAA